AUGGGAGCCUAUAAGUACAUGCAGGAAUUAUGGAGGAAGAAGCAGUCGGACGUGAUGCGAUUCUUACUGCGGGUCCGCUGUUGGCAGUACCGCCAGCUCUCGGCUUUGCACCGGGCUCCACGGCCGACCAGGCCUGACAAGGCCCGCAGACUGGGUUACAAGGCCAAGCAGGGUUAUGUUAUCUAUCGGGUGCGGGUUCGUCGUGGCGGCCGCAAACGUCCUGUUCCCAAGGGUGCGACCUACGGUAAACCAGUGCACCAUGGUGUCAAUCAGUUGAAGUUUGCACGAAGCCUUCAAUCUGUUGCUGAGGAGCGAGCUGGUCGACACUGUGGAGGGCUGAGAGUGCUCGCCUCGUACUGGGUAGGUGAAGAUGCCACAUACAAGUUCUUUGAGGUUGUUCUCAUUGAUCCAUUCCACAAAGCGAUCCGUCGCAACCCUGAUACUCAAUGGAUCACAAAGCCUGUACACAAGCACAGAGAGAUGCGUGGCCUAACAUCUGCUGGCAAGAAGAGUCGCGGUUUGGGCAAAGGUCACAAAUACCAUCUUACUAUUGGAGGCUCUCGUCGUGCUGCAUGGAGAAGACGCAAUACACUGCAGCUCCGUCGCUACCGUUAAUGUGUAGUAUCUGUAUAUUUUACAUAAAUAAAUUGGGAGUUUUCCUGUA
Rhincodon typus (whale shark) is the source of this 664-nucleotide messenger RNA. It is a transcript of the gene rpl15, whose product is annotated as ribosomal protein L15. The record is from RefSeq and is a predicted model, not a curated record. The transcript has 3 exons. Lineage: Eukaryota; Metazoa; Chordata; Chondrichthyes; Orectolobiformes; Rhincodontidae. Bases 1 to 615 code for a protein of 204 amino acids. Gene Ontology annotation, cellular component: cytosolic large ribosomal subunit; ribosome. Gene Ontology annotation, molecular function: RNA binding; structural constituent of ribosome. Gene Ontology annotation, biological process: cytoplasmic translation.